AUGGCGUCCCAGACCUCCAACACCGCUGCAUUCCCCAUAAUAGAUUCUCACAUCCACUUAUAUGCCAAAACUCACAUUCCUACACUCGCUUGGACAGGAGAUCUACCAGCAGAUCAUCCAUUGAACAGACAGAGAAGUGUCGAAGACUACAAAGCUGUGUCUGCAAGACAGACUAACCUGCUGGGGUUCGUGUUUCUGGAAACCGACCGUAAGUCUGGGCUCGGUAACACUGACUGGGAAGAUGCUUUGAAAGAAGUGGAUUUUUUGGUAAGAAUCGCUACCGGCUCACCAGUGGAGGGCGAGGGCCAUGUACCGGAAGAUAGUCGGCUUGUUCUGGGAGUGGUCCCAUGGGCGCCGGUACCAGCAGGGACCUCUCUCUUAGCAGAGUAUGUCGAGAAUGUUCAGACGAGAUUCUCGAAUGCAGGUAUAGCAGAUCGAUUGAAAGGUUUCCGUUACUUGGUCCAGUCCCGACCAGCUGGAACAAUGCUGCAAGCCGAGUUCAUCGAGGGUCUCCAGUGGCUUGGAGAACAAGAUUUGGUUUUUGACCUCGGAGUGGACGCUCGGGAGGGAGGGCUGCACCAACUGGAGGAAGCAUGCACCAUGAUGCAGCGGGUUUACACGUCAGGGAGCAGAGUCAAAAUUAUCAUCAACCAUUUCUGUAAACCGAAUCUACACCUCACGGCAUCUCACGCAAAUGAAGGGCAUCCAGACUUCCUCGGGUGGAAAGAAAACAUCGAAAAAAUGGCCAGCUACCCUUCGACAUACAUGAAAUUGUCCGGCUGGUUCUCAGAAUUACCUCCCCAAAACGAAGGGCAUCCUGAAGAUAUAGCACGGUUGGUGGAGCGAACGAGGCCUUGGGCCGAUGUUGUAUUCAAAGCAUUCACUCCAUCGAGAAUCCUAUUCGGCUCUGACUGGCCGGUCUGUGGUGUUGGUGGCCCAGGCAAUUAUUCGUGGCAGCAUUGGCAUGAUCUAGUAGAAGCAAUUCUCGAGUCCCAGAAUGCAAGCGCGCAGUCGAAAAAAGAGGUCUGGUCUGGCACGGCGGCACAAGCAUAUAACAUUAAGAUUUAA
This is a messenger RNA of Exophiala aquamarina CBS 119918, 1068 nucleotides long. RefSeq lists its product as uncharacterized. Bases 1 to 1068 code for a protein of 355 amino acids. Lineage: Eukaryota; Fungi; Ascomycota; Eurotiomycetes; Chaetothyriales; Herpotrichiellaceae. The record is from RefSeq and is a predicted model, not a curated record. Gene Ontology annotation, molecular function: hydrolase activity. The transcript has a single exon.